AGUCGUUAAGUGGAAAAUGGAGGCUGAAUUUUACAUGGCGAUUCUUACCUGCUUCAUCUUCGUCAACUCAGAGGGGUUUCAGAUUGUCCAUGUCCAGAAACAACAGUGUCUUUUCAAAAAUGAGAGAGUGGUCAUGGACGUGUGCAAUAGGACAAACCAGAACCAGCAGUGGAUGUGGACUGAGGAUGGAAAGCUCCUUCAUGUUAAAUCUGCUCUGUGCCUGGGCAUCUCCAAUUCCUCUGGCGGCCCUGGCCGAGCCGCCAUCUUUGCCCCCUGCUCCCAAGCUCCUCGAUGGACUUGCUAUGAGAAGGAAGGGUUCCUUGAGGUGGAAAAUGCCUCUCUCUUUCUCAAGAAACAAGGCUUCAGGGUAGUGGUCAAGAAGGGCAGGAAGUACCUCCAUAGCUGGAUGAAAAUAGAUGUCAACCAGGAGGGAAAACCAGUCAAUGAAAGCCUCUGCUCUAAAAAAGCUGGCCCGGGAACUGAAGUCUCAGUAAGGAGCACUAGAAACACAGCUCCUCCCCAGACCCCCACUACUUUUAAUGCACUUCCAUAUAGCCCAGGACACCUUAUUAGAAAUACCACCGAGGUCUUCACCAGAAGUACCCCAGAAAACUACAGCCAGAACAUCAGCCAGAGGCAGCACCUCAGUCUAUGGAUGGCUGGAAUGACAUCUUGGGUUCCCUGGACCACUCCACCCUUCUCCAGCACCACGGAAGAGACUGGACUGGGGGAGCCACUGAGAUGCAACUUCACCUUGACAGAGGCCAGGGUCUCCAGCCGGGCCGUGUCUCUGCAGUGGAGAACUUUGGCGUUCCCCUGUAACUUUAACCUCACCUACAGAAGUGACACCUCCGGGGUCGCGUGGUGCCACCCUGCGCGGAUAGACAACACCACCUAUGGAUGUAACACCAAGGAUUUACAAGCGGGAACCAUCUACAAUUUCACUAUUAUGUCUCUGGAUGGAGAAAAGAAAACUAUGGUCUUGCAAACAGAUCCUUUACCUCCUGCUAGGUUUGAAGUCAGUAAAGAGAAAAGUACUUCCACCAGUUUGCAUGUUUGGUGGACUCCUUCCUCGGGAAAAGUCAGCUGGUAUGAGGUACAGUUACUUGAUGAUAACCAAAAGAUACAGAUGGCCCAAAUUCAAGAAGGAGCUUCACGGAAUGAAUACACAUUUUUCAACCUCACUGCUGGUAAUAAAUAUAAUAUUGCCAUCACAGCUGUUUCUGGGGAUAAACGUUCCUCUACAAUGUAUGCCAAUGGAUCAACAGUGCCAUCCCCAGUGAAAGAUAUUGGUGUUUUGGCAAAAACUAAUUCGCUUCUGAUUUCCUGGUCACGUGGAUCUGGGAACGUGGAACGAUACCAGCUGAUGCUAAUGGAUAGAGGGAUUCUAGUUCAUAGUAGUGCUGUGGACACUACUUUCUACACUUUUCAUGGACUGACACCUGGUCACCUCUAUAAUGUCACCAUUGUUAGUGAGGCUGCAGGGCUGCAAAACUACAGAUGGAAAUCAGCCAGGACAAUCCCCAUGGAAGUCUCAAAUCUGAAGGUGACGAAUGAAGGCACUAUGACUUCUCUAAAAGUCAAGUGGCAAAGGCCUCCCGGAAAUGUGGAUUUCUACAACAUUACCCUGUCUUACCAAGGGACCAUCAAACAAUCCAGAACAUUAGCAUCCCAGAUUACUGAAAGUCAAUUUAAAGACUUGGCCCCUGGACGACUUUAUCAAGUCACCGUCAGCUGUGUGUCCGGUGAAUUAUCUGCUCACAAGACAGCAGUGGGCAGAACAGUUCCACAGAAAGUUGGGGACCUGGAGGCAAACAGCAGUGGUUCUACGAAGUCCCUGGUAGUAAGCUGGUCGCCCCCUGCUGGAGACUGGGAGCAGUAUCGUAUCCUGCUCUGGAAUGAUUCCUCGGUGCUGCUCAACAUCACCGUGGGAAAGGAGGAAACACACUAUGUCAUAGAUGACGUGGGGCUUAUACCGGGAAGACCGUAUGAGAUAGAAGUCACUGUUGAGAGCGGAAAUCUGAAGAAUUCUACGCGUUGCCAAGGCAGGACAGUCCCCCUGGCUGUCCUUCAUCUUCGUGUCAAACAUGCCAAUGAAACCUCACUGAGCAUCAUGUGGCAGACCCCUGCAGCAGAAUGGGAGAAAUACAUCAUUUCACUCGUUGACAGAGACCUCUUACUCAUCCAUAAGUUGCUUCCCAGAGAUGCCAAAGAAUUCACUUUUACUGACCUGGUGCCUGGACGAAAAUACAAAGCUACAGUCACCAGUAUUAGUGGAGACCUCAAAAAUUCAUCUUUAACAGAAGGAAGAACAGUGCCUGCCCAAGUGACUGGUUUGCGUGUGGCUAACCAAGGGACAACCAGCAGUCUGUUUACUAACUGGACCCAGGCCGUGGGAGGCGUCGAGUUCUACCAAGUCUUACUGAUCCAUGAAAACGUGGUCAUCAAAAAUGAAAGUGUCUCCAGUGACACCAGCAGAUACAGUUUCCACUCCCUCAAGCCAGGCAGCCUCUACUCCGUGGUGGUAACAACAGUAAGCGGAGGGAUCUCUUCCCGACAAGUGGUGGUGGAGGGAAGGACAGUCCCUUCCAGUGUGAGUGGAGUAACGGUAAACAACUCUGGCCGCAGUGACUAUCUCAGCAUAUCCUGGCUGCCGGCUCCCGGAGACGUGGAUAACUACGUGGUAACGCUCUCCCAUGACGGCAGGGUGCUUCAGUCCCUGGUGACUGCCAAGUCUGUCGGCGAAUGUUCCUUCAGCUCCCUCACCCCAGGCCGCCUCUACAACGUGACCAUAACUACGAGGAGUGGCAAAUAUGAAAGUCAUUCCUUCAGCCAAGAGCGGACAGUGCCUAACAAGGUCCAGGGAGUCAGUAUCAGCAACUCGGCCAGGAGUGACUAUUUAAAGGUAUCCUGGGUACAUGCCUCUGGAGACUUUGAUCACUAUGAAGUCACCAUUAAAAACAAAAACAACUUCAUUCAAACAAAAAGCAUUCCCAAGUCUGAAAAUGAGUGUAUAUUUGUUAAGCUCGUCCCUGGACGGUUGUACAGUGUUACUGUUAGUACAAAAAGUGGACAAUAUGAAGCCAGUGAACAAGGAAAUGGAAGAACAAUCCCAGAGGCUGUCAAGGAUCUCACCCUGCAGGACAGGAGUACCGAGGACCUUUGGGUGACGUGGACACGAGCUGAAGGGGAUGUCGACCAGUACGAGAUCCAGUUGCUCUUCAACGAUAUGAAAGUAUUUCCUCCUUUUCACCUUGUCAGUACUGCAACUGAGUAUCGAUUCACCUCCCUCACCCCGGGGCGCAAGUAUAAAAUUCUUGUCUUGACGAUUAGUGGAGAUGUCCAGCAGUCAGCCUUCAUUGAGGGCUUCACAGUUCCUAGUGUGGUCAAAAAUAUUCACAUUUCUCCCAGCGGGGCAACAGAUAGUCUGACAGUGAACUGGACUCCUGGUGGGGGUGAUGUGGAUUCCUACGUGGUCUCAGCAUUCAGGCAGAAUCAAAUGGUCGAGUCUCAGACUGUCCUCAAGUAUGUGUCUGAGUACACGUUCCAGAGGCUGGAGGCUGGUGAGCAGUACCGGAUCGUGAUCGCUUCUGUCAGCGGGUCCCAGAAAAACCAGAUCGAUGCGCUUGGGCGGACAAUCCCAGCGUCUGUCCAGGGAAUAACCGCAGACAAUGCAUACAGUAGUCAUUCCUUAAUAGUAAGUUGGCAAAAAGCUGUUGGCACGGCAGAAAGAUAUGACAUCCUACUUCUGAGUGAAAAUGGGAUCCUCCUAAGUAACACAUCAGAGGCAGCCACCACGAAGCAGCACAAGUUUGAAGACCUAACACCAGGAAAGAAAUACAGGAUACAGAUCCUGACCGUCAGCGGAGGCCUGUUUAGCAAGGAAGCCCAAACAGAAGGCCGAACAGUCCCAGCAGCUGUCACCAAUCUGAGGAUCACAGAGAACUCCACCCGACACCUGUCCUUUAGCUGGACGCCCUCAGAGGGGGAGCUCAACUCCUACAACAUCUUUCUGUACAACCCAGAUCGAACUCUUAAGGAUCGAGCUCAGGUUGACCCGCAAGUCCAGAGCUUCUCCUUCCAGAACUUGCUACAAGGUCGAAUGUACAGAAUGGUGAUUGUGACUCACAGUGGGGAGCUGUCGAAUGAGUCUUUCAUAUUUGGGAGAACAGUCCCAGCCACUGUGAGUAACCUCAAGGGAUCCAAUCAAAACAUGACAGACAGCCUCUGGUUCAGCUGGAAUCCAGCCUCUGGGGACUUCGACUUUUAUGAACUGAUUCUCUAUAACCCCAAUGGCACAAAGAAGGAAAACUGGAAAGACAAGGAUCUGACAGAGUGGCGUUUCCAUGGCCUGGUUCCCGGAAGGAAGUACACGCUAUGUGUGGUAACUCACAGUGGAGAUCUCAGCAACAGGGCCACGGGGGAGAGCAGAACAGCCCCGAGUCCUCCCAGUCUUAUGUCAUUUGCUGAUGUUACAAACACAUCAUUGGCCAUCACCUGGAAAGGGCCACCAGACUGGACAGACUAUGAUGACUUUGAGCUGCAGUGGUUCCCCAGAGAUGCCAUCACAGUCUUCAACCCCUACAGCAACAGAAAAUCGGAAGGACGCAUUGUGCAUGGUCUUCGUCCAGGGAGAUCUUACCAAUUCAGUGUCAGGACCGUCAGUGGUGAUUCCUGGAAAACCUACAGCAAACCAAUUUUUGGAUCUGUGAGGACAAAGCCAGACAAGAUACAGAACCUGCAUUGCCGGCCUCAGAACUCCACAGCCAUUGCCUGUUCUUGGAUCCCUCCUGAUUCUGACUUUGACGGGUACAGCAUUGAGUGCCGGAAGAUGGACACUCAAGAAGUUGAGUUCUCCAGAAAGCUGGAGAAAGAAAAAUCUCUGCUUAACAUCAUGAUGUUGGUGCCUCAUAAGAGGUACCUGGUGUCCAUCAAGGUGCAGUCGGCCGGCAUGACCAGUGAGGUAGUUGAAGACAGCACCAUCACCAUGAUAGACCGCCCCCCUCCUCCACCUCCACAUAUUCGUGUGAAUAAAAAGGAUGUGCUAAUUAGCAAAUCUUCCAUCAACUUUACUUUCAACUGCAGCUGGUUCAGCGACACCAAUGGAGCUGUGAAAUACUUCACAGUGGUGGUGAGAGAGGCUGAUGGCAAUGAUGAGCUGAAGCCAGAUCCGCAGCACCCGCUGCCCUCCUACCUGGAAUACAGGCACAACGCCUCCAUUCGGGUGUAUCAGACUGAUUAUUUUGCCAGCAAAUGUGCCGAAAGUCCUGACAGCAGCUCUAAGAGUUUCAACAUUAAGCUUGGAGCAGAGAUGGAGAGCCUGGGUGGAAAAUGUGAUCCCAAUCAGCAAAAAUUUUGUGACGGGCCGCUGAAGCCACGCACGGCCUACAGAAUCAGCAUUCGGGCUUUCACCCAGCUAUUUGAUGAGGACCUGAAGGAAUUCACAAAACCACUCUAUUCAGACACAUUUUUCUCUUUGCCCAUCACCACUGAGUCAGAGCCUCUGUUUGGAGUUAUUGAAGGUGUGAGUGCUGGUCUGUUCUUAAUUGGCAUGCUCGUCGCUGUUGUUGCCUUAUUCAUCUGCAGACGGAAAGCCAGCCACGGUCGAGAAAGGCACUCUGCUCGUCUGAGCAUUCGUCGGGAUCGACCACUGUCUGUCCACUUGAACUUGGGCCAAAAAGGUAACCGGAAAACUUCUUGCCCAAUAAAACUAAAUCAGUUUGAAGGGCACUUCAUGAAGCUGCAGGCUGACUCCAACUAUCUUCUAUCCAAGGAAUAUGAGGACUUAAAAGAUGUGGGUCGAAACCAAUCAUGUGACAUUGCACUCUUGCCAGAGAACAGAGGGAAAAAUCGAUACAACAAUAUAUUGCCCUAUGAUUCCUCUCGAGUGAAGCUGUCCAACGUGGAUGAUGACCCGUGCUCUGACUAUAUCAAUGCCAGCUACAUCCCUGGCAACAACUUCAGGAGAGAAUACAUCGCAACUCAGGGACCUCUUCCUGGCACCAAGGAUGACUUCUGGAAAAUGGCGUGGGAACAGAAUGUUCACAACAUCGUCAUGGUGACGCAGUGUGUGGAGAAGGGCCGAGUAAAGUGUGACCAUUAUUGGCCAGCAGAUCAAGAUUCCCUCUACUAUGGGGACCUCAUUCUACAGAUGCUGUCAGAAUCCGUGCUGCCUGAGUGGACCAUCCGGGAAUUUCGGAUAUGCAGCGAGGAACAGCUGGACGCACACAGACUCAUCCGCCACUUCCACUACACGGUGUGGCCAGACCACGGUGUCCCGGAGACCACCCAGUCCCUGAUCCAGUUUGUGAGAACCGUCAGGGACUACAUCAACAGGACCCCCGGGGCCGGGCCCACUGUGGUGCACUGCAGUGCUGGUGUGGGUAGGACUGGAACCUUUAUUGCAUUGGAUCGAAUCCUCCAGCAAUUAGACUCCAAAGAUUCUGUGGACAUUUAUGGAGCUGUGCAUGACCUAAGACUUCACAGGGUUCACAUGGUCCAGACAGAGUGUCAAUAUGUGUACCUACAUCAGUGUGUAAGAGAUGUUCUCAGAGCAAGGAAGCUACGGAGUGAACAAGAAAACCCUUUGUUUCCAAUCUACGAAAAUGUGAAUCCAGAGUAUCACAGAGAUUCGGGCUAUUCAAGGCAUUGAGAAUGUACCCGAAGAUCUCCUGGAUCAGAACUAUUCACUGUGUGAUUUUAUUUAAAAAAAAAAAAAAAAAAAAAAACUUGCUUCAUGCCCUACAGAGGUGCCAGCUAUUUCUGUUGAUAUUAUGUAUAAUUUAUUAAUCUGGAGAAUUUUAAAGAUUUUAUGUAAUUUAAAGGUAACAGAUAUUAUUGUACAUAGUUGUAAUUUGUAGUUUCUUCUGUAAAUAUGUAUUUUUCAUAAUGUUUAAUAUUAAGCUUUAUAUAAUACUAUUUUUCCACACCAAAGUGUUCAUGGCUUGUUCUACCUAAACUAAUUCAACCUGUAUAACAGGACAAGUGGUAAGAAGUGCAUGGAGGUGGUUGCAGGGGUGAUCCCCUAGGCCAGGGUUUUUACCAGUUUUGACACCCACUGGGCAGAAUACAGGGCAGGGCUGGAGACAGCAGAGAGCACAGCUGGCUUUGAGGGCAUUGCUGGGACCCAAAGAUGAUCCAAAAGCAAUUCAUGUAUGUAACAAUGUAAUAAUAUAACAAUCAAAAGAAAGGAUUGAAGAGAUGAGAUUAAGCACCAAAGCUGAAGUAGGUGUUUGUGCAUCCCGUGGUUAGUGUCUCCCCUUUGUCCGGCCAUAGCUCCAAGCCAGCGUGGCCAGCUCAGGGGCCACGUAACCUGCAAGGCAAGUCCAGGCUGCCGGGCUGAGGGUUCUGAGAGGGAAUGACCAAAACAGAAGUGAUGAAUUCCUCUUAUCCAGAAGCGUGCCACCUGCUCCCCUGACUGGAAACAGUCAACAUGCUAAGCGCCACCGCAGCCGCGGGAGACUGUUCCACUGCAUCCACCGUGUGCCGUGUGUGAGCAUGCGUCCCGCACUGGGAUGUGUGUUUUGGCCAGUGGACACACACUCAUCUUUGUCUCAUUGCUAGGAGGCUGCACUCCUGGAAAAGUCAAAAUCGCACUGGUCAUACUUGGAUUUCCCACUAAAAGAAGAUUGUGGUGACAUAUUAUGCUACUGAUCAAAGGGCCUAAUAUUAAUACCUCUAGAGAAAUAUCCACAAACAUCACAUAUCACUAAUUUAAAAAAUACUGAAACAAAAGUUCAGUGGUGCCUAGUAUAAAAUUUUCCAGACAGCUUUUUUUAGUAAAUCAUUGAGGUCAAAAUAUCAAAUAGUCACUUUCAGUUGCAUUUAAUAUGAAAGGCACUCAUAUCUGCCAAGUUGACCGAUUUUGACUAUCACAAAUUUCAGUGAGUCAAAAAGUGAGCACUGCCCUCUCCAAGGUCCAGUUCCAAGGGUCUUCCUAGAGAAAAUUUGAAACACACCUGUAUGGUAUCAUCAUGGACUCCUGAGAGAUGAGUCGGGAAUGUUUGCCUUUCUCUCACUACAGAUUCCUCUGUAAUAAAUUUAAGAUUUAGAGAGCCAGGUUGUUGGUCUCAUAGCUUCAUUUGCAGAAAGAGUACAUUUCUUUUCAAAAUGUAUACUUUUUGCUACAAACUGUAGAACCCCAUAAGUACUAUAAUGGGUGUAAUUGCCAUAGUAAGUGGAAAAAUCAUUAAAUAUACCUAAUAUAGUUGUAGUAAAUUAAGGCUACACCCAAACUGGAAAGUUUUCCAGGGCUUUUUGAAGUUUGUGGGAACAGGAAAAACCUUUAUGAGAAUGAAUGGGAAGAGGAUUCCAAAUUUUCACAGUGUUAUCACGCUCAAUGCCUUGUGAAAUGACAGUGUUAGGGUCUGAUCCUGUUUCAGGAAACCAGAUGGCUCUUCUUGAAAUGAAAAGGAACAAUAUACAUGUAAGUGUGGCAGAGGUACCACUGGGGAGAAAAUAAAGAUCAGAGAUGUAUGAGAUGAUAUGUCUAUUAGGAACAACUUUCCCUGUAUCAAUAAGAAAAAGCAAUAAAUUUUAAAAAACCAGAAUUUUAAGCCGACGUCACUGGGUAUGAAGCACAUUCAUACAUGGAAAGAAAUUCAUUUUCAGCUUCUCAUUCAUUUAGAAAAGUUUAAGUGCCUGCAACUUGCUAGGCACUGUCCUAGAAAUCACACAUUUCUAUUCAAUAAAGAGAAUACAUCACAGUGAUAAUGGUGGGAUUGUUGUUACUAUUUUCAAUUAAACCUGAAAGAGGGCCUCAGCAAGGCAGCAACAUCACCCAGCAGCGUCGCAGUGGCAGCCUUCCUUGGGCCACAAAUUGGCUGAUGCUGCUUCUCUAGCAAAUCUCUGAAUGAAAAAGAGAAAGAAAGCAAUUAAUUGCACAAAUCAAGAAUUAAAACCAUAACAAACCUACACGGCUGUCACAGUACAUACCCUGGCAUAUCUGGGGUGGAAUCAGAGUUAUGGAAAUGGACAUGACAAGGGAAAACUGUAUGUUCUUUUAGUCUAAUGCAGGACAAAUUUAUUUCUACCCUCCACCUGUCUAAUUUUAAAUCUCCUUAGCAACAAAUAUUUCACUGUCUUCCCUCCCACCACCAUCAAAGACUAAAUACAUAAUCUAGUUGAUCUAUUUAUUAAAUUUAAGAGGAGGAAAAACAGGUUUCCUUGACAUUCAGCUCAAUUAAUUUAAUCCCAUCAUGUGUUAUGUCUUGGUAAACACUCCACUUCCUGUCGCACUGGGCAUCCUGGCUGCGCACCUGUGCAGUACACUUUAAUCAUCAAGCCUUCAAAGUGCUUUUGAGCUAUCAAAUCUUGGAAGGUUCCUGUCUUGCAUCUUAAUAAUUAUUUAUCCAAGUCUUUUAUAAUUAACUCCUUUAAUCUCUACUCAUUAAAUCAAUUUCAUACUAUUCUGUCUUCUCUGGAUAGCAGCCAAUUUUUCAGCUCUUGAGUCAGAUUUUUCUAAGGCUCCUCUCCCUGUCUGGGUCUGCACUUGUCCUAAGAAAUUCAGCAGCACUUAAUGCUUCCGAGCCCCUCUUUUUCACUACACUUCCCCUUCUCCUUUUUGAAUAGGUUUGCUUUCCCAGUAGAAGGUGAUUUUAUUUUCUGUUCAUCUUAUCUCCUCAUAUCUCCUCAUACCCAUUGGUAUGUCAUAGUCUUUUCUGGCUCCACAUUUUAGAAGAGAUGAUAAUGAUUCACUUUUGAACACUAAAAUGGCCACAGCACACAAUAUACUCGGGACAGUUUUAUUUGGUAGAGUCUUUAAUUAAUUUUAUUAUCUCUCGGAAGAAAGCCCAAAAUGAUAUUUGAAAAUAAUAUGAAAGCACUAAGCAGAUGUCCAGCAAUACAAAAAUAGACUUCACAUCUUAGAGUUCACACUCUGAUUCUUCUAAUGUCUCAGGAUCCAGGUUCUUGUAUUUAAACACUCACCUUACCUCUUGAAAGAAAAUUGUUGACUAUGCACUAAAUUCUCAUUCACUUAGGCUUCUGGGUCUCUAUGGUUGGAAUCCUAAAGUCAUACACCUGCCAGAUCUGAGUAACAGCAAGUAGCAGAAUCUAAGCACCAACUCUGGGGUACUCUAGAGUUUUAGUUCACACACAUGAGGCAGACCAAAUCUGACCUGAUUGGGGGAAAAAAAAAAAAAGGUAAUAAGCUGCUUGUUUGAUGUAGCAGCUCAAGGACUUUCCACGUUCCAUUUCAUUGAGGAGAUGGAAGUAAUUGAUGACUCACAACAGAGUGGCAAAAAGGAAUGGCUGAUCCUCCUGGAAGUGGCUGUGAGCAAGGCUUCAAUGGUACCUCAUUCCAGAAGAGACAGAGUGGAAAAGGCUGUUAUCAGCCCAAAUGUUCUGUUAAGGUUCAGAGUAUUUUUAACCUGAGAUUUCAAAUCAUAUCAAGUAUUCAAAGCUUGUUUCACUCAAGGGAAAAUCUAUAAACCAUGACUGCAGAAAAUGAGUGAAAUAAUACAAAAAAGGAAAAAAUAUUUGAAAAGAGGGGAUCUAAGCAGACAUCAUCAGAAAGAAGAAACAGCAUUCCUUCUGUAUCCAGACUGUUUCUUGGGGGUGUCAUAUGUUUCUGUUAAGACACAUUAUCCUUUGAAUGGUUCACUUUGACUAUGUUGGCCAGAUGAUGUAGCUGACUAAGCAAUUGAAUUGAUUCAUUUAGUUUUGUGAAUUGACCAGGUGUUUGACGAAACUGAGUUUAGAAUUCUGAACACACUACCUUAGAUUCUUUUAGUGGAUGGUGCCUUUGAAAAUGUUUGGCCAUUUUAGUUAAAAUGCAGGGUAACAUUUAAUGCAGCCAUGAUAAUAGCAAAAAUCUGUUCUGUUCUAAAAAUGUUUCUAGCAAUGGAAAUAUUUUUGACUAAAAGACUACUCUUGACUUGUAGGGAGGCUCCCUAGGAAUAAAUAUAUGCCACAAAAAUAAGGCAUUUUAAUUUUUUUAAAGAUUGUCUAUAUAGAUGCAUUCAUGACAUAAGAAAAUGGUUGGUGAAUGCUCCUAAAAUAAAGGCUUAUGUAAUGGAAAUAAAAAGCUCUAUUAACAGACCUACCAAAAAUUAUUUUUGUAACCUAUAUGCCAAUGUACAUGAUCUUAUGUAAGACAUCAAAAUAAGCUGUUGAAAAUGGUGAACAACGUCCGACAAAAGUAGUAUGUUUCUUCUAGAAGAUUCACAAGAAAGGUUAGUUAUGGCUGUUUUCUGCAGUAAGUAAUUUCUUUUAAGAAAAGCUAUCUUCAUCCUAAGAGUAAGCUUUCUGUUAUGUUGGAGAUGUUGUGUUUUCAUAACAUCUUGUGAGUGAGCAAGUAAGCCUCCCCACAGAAAGGAGCAUAUGCAGUUGUGGCUUUCGGAGUGUGUCAUAGUUUGGGUGGCUUUCCCCUGCAAGCUGAAGUGAGAGUCUACAGUGGCCUUCAUGAAAUCUCCUAAUUUCGACCACGCUAACAACUAGGUGCACCAAAGUUCUUACCUGAAGAGUCCUUAAUCUCUAGUUUCCUAGGUAGGACCCAUCAGGCUUAUAAAUUCUGCAAGGAUAAGAACCAAGUCUUUGAUCUCUUUUAUACUCCCACCUAAUAGAAAUUAGUACACUACUCAUAGACAUUCAACAUAUACCUUUUGAGUGGAAAUUGCUCCUGGCCCAAUACUUUGGGUAUUAGGUAGUCAGUAUCUAAUAAUGCUAGAUAUGCUCCAUGUGUUCAUGGAGGCUCAUCUGGCUGUUCCUUGAUUUGUGUCACGCUUAAAUAAAUAAGGCAAAUACAUCUAGCAACUGAAUGUGUUAUGUUCUUUAAUAGAGCUCUUUUUAUGUUUUUUAUAUUAUGUAUUCUUUCUCUGCAAAUCUGGUCAUUUAAAAUGGCAGUCGGUGGUUCUGUUUUUUUCUUAUGAUAGUACCUCUCCACACAUUUGUGUUUUCUAACCAACUCUAUUUAAAGAAAGCACUUCCAUAGUCUUUGUAUUUAAUUUAUGUAUUUGCUUAAUGUUUUUUCAUACUGUAACUGUGGUCAAAAACAAUCUAUAUAGUGUCAUACACACCUUCUCACUAGUGAAUAAAACAGCUAUUUGUUGAA
Messenger RNA from Odocoileus virginianus texanus, 12052 nucleotides. RefSeq names its product protein tyrosine phosphatase receptor type B (gene PTPRB). The record is from RefSeq and is a predicted model, not a curated record. Gene Ontology annotation, biological process: angiogenesis; peptidyl-tyrosine dephosphorylation involved in inactivation of protein kinase activity. Gene Ontology annotation, cellular component: signaling receptor complex. NCBI's taxonomy places the organism in Eukaryota, Metazoa, Chordata, Mammalia, Artiodactyla, Cervidae. Gene Ontology annotation, molecular function: protein tyrosine phosphatase activity; cadherin binding.